AACCUGGAUCAUCAUAUGACCAGAAAUGAGUCACUGGAGGCUUUACGUCUGGAUGGUUUUCAUGCUGUUCAUACAGGACACUGGAAACUGAAAAACAAUGGGCAUUCUGUUGUGUUGGAGGUUGAGAAUGGGAUGUCUGUGAGUGGUGGAGGUCUUCCAGGGACGUACCACACCAUCCAGCUCCACUUUCACUGGGGAAGCCUCAACACCAACGGCUCAGAGCACACUGUAGACAGGCACAGGUAUCCAAUGGAGAUGCACAUAGUCAACAUGAAGUCAAGUCACCCCAAUUUGACAUCUGCCUUGGAUGACCCAACUGGCCUUGCAGUUCUUGCGUUCUUUAUUGAUCUUUAUUACAUUGAAAAUGUACACUUUGGACGCAUAUCACGACUACUUCCCUCCAUUGCCUACAAAGGUCAAACGGCUACAGUCAAACCAUUCCCAUUGAUCGGCCUUCUGCCUGAGAGCCAUUUGUCCCAGUACUACCGCUACCAUGGUAGCCUCACCACUCCACCUUGUUCUCAAGCCGUUAUAUGGACCAUGUAUGAAGUCCCCACCUAUAUCUCAUGGUCACAGUUUGAACAGUUUGUCACUGGGAUUUUCUCCACAGAGGAGGAUGAAGAAUUUGUAGCACAUCUCCAUGAUAACUUCCGACACAUCCAUCCCACCUUCAGUCGCAGCGUCUACGCCUCCAAAGAUGCCAAGCUGCUUACAGCGACGGCCAAUCACCUCUAUAGCCCAGAACUCUCAAUACUUCUCCUUCAAUUGACUUUAACUGUUGGGCUCAUCUAUGGGCUCUAGCUCUUUGCUCAGGGCUGUUUUGUUGAUGCUAGCUUUACACUCUCUCUACUUGUGGGACAGCAUCAUAGCCGAGAUUUUUUUUAACAGAGGAUACAUAAAAUACUGUGAAAAAUAAGAGUACUGUUUACUGUGAUUGACCUCUAUGUUUUCAUCAUAUUACUGUCAUUGCGUUCAAUUAGAAAUGGUUUAA
Messenger RNA from Salvelinus namaycush (lake trout), 991 nucleotides. It is a transcript of the gene car15, whose product is annotated as carbonic anhydrase 15. The coding region runs from base 16 to 801 and encodes 261 amino acids. The record is from RefSeq and is a predicted model, not a curated record. Lineage: Eukaryota; Metazoa; Chordata; Actinopteri; Salmoniformes; Salmonidae. Gene Ontology annotation, molecular function: carbonate dehydratase activity; zinc ion binding. The transcript is spliced from 6 exons. Gene Ontology annotation, cellular component: plasma membrane.